This is a messenger RNA of Harpegnathos saltator (Jerdon's jumping ant), 1472 nucleotides long. Its product is annotated as protein ANTAGONIST OF LIKE HETEROCHROMATIN PROTEIN 1. The transcript is spliced from 4 exons. NCBI's taxonomy places the organism in Eukaryota, Metazoa, Arthropoda, Insecta, Hymenoptera, Formicidae. The record is from RefSeq and is a predicted model, not a curated record. Bases 222 to 1325 code for a protein of 367 amino acids.
UCAAAUAUCUCACCUGUCGAGUGCGGGUAAGGUGGACCGGGAGUAGGCGGGGCUAUUGUCGGGUGAUUUCAGUAGACUGAAGAAUAUGAACGCACUUGGGGGCCAUGUGAAGGCGCCAAAAAGAAAAAGUACAACGACAAACAUUAACUUUGUUCAAGAUGGAUCAUUGAGCAAUUGUAGCAUUAGCUAUUACUAUUAGUAAUAACUUUUUACAAAAGAUAAUGGAAAGUGACAGUGACAGUAGUAAUAGUGACGUGUCUGACGGUGAGUUAGAUAUGCAAAUACAUUUGCAAUUGCGAGGACUUCAACGUAAACCUACAAGAAUUGGAGAUUAUGUGGAACGUACAAUCCCGCAACUUCAUCGCGAACAGUUCAGGAAACAUUUUCGCAUAACUCUUACAACAUACAAUCAGCUCGAACAGAAAUUGGCACCAGCUUUACAAGAAGAUGUCGGUAUAAAACGUCACAUACCAGUUCGAAAACAAUUGCUUGCAACCCUUUGGUUGUUGGCUACACCAGAUUCUUACAGAUCUGUAGGAGAAAAGUUCGACAUGAGCAAAAGUUCAUUGAAUGUCAGUUUUAUGAGGGUUAUACAAGCCUUGAAUAAUAUUGCUGGGGAUAUUGUACAAUGGCCAAGAGAGGAAAGAUUAGCAACAGUGAAACAGAAAUUUCAGAGGUUGUCAGUACUACCUAACAUAAUUGGAGCUAUAGAUGGUACUCACAUUUCCAUAAAAAAGCCAUAUAAAGACUGUCUGUCCUAUAAGACAUACAAGAAAAAUUACGCUGUUAUACUUCAAGCUGUAUGUGAUUCUGAGAUGGCAUUUUUGGAUUGUUUUGCUGGUUAUCCAGGAUCUGUUGGUGACAUAAGAGUGUUCAGAAAUUUUGAUCUAUGGUCAGAAGUACAGACAAAUAGACUGUUGUAUUUUCCUAAUGAAGAAUACAUUAUUGGUGACAAGGCUUACCCUAUAUUACAUUGGUGUAUUUCUGGUUUUCGUGAUCAUGGCAAUCUUACUGCGGCUCAAAAGAGAUUUAAUGACGUGUUGUCUAAAGUUAGGCAAGUCAUUGAACGAGCAUUUGCGUUAUUGAAAGGACGAUUUCGAAGACUGAAAUAUCUUGAUAUGAAUAGAAUAGACAUAAUAUCUUUUGUGAUAAUUGCUUGUACAGUUCUUCACAAUAUUUGCCUUGAAGGACUUGAUGAUGACAUAAAAGAAUAUAUCCUAGAAGGCCAGGAAAAUGAAGUCCAUGCUGUACAAAAUGUAUUAGAGGCAGAUGAAGAUGAUGCUGGUGUGGCAAAAAGAAAUUAUUUAGUAACUCUUGUGCGAUAAUAACAUAAUACUGACUACGUAUGUUUAAUAUGUUUAGUAAAUAAUCAUAUAAAGUUUCCUGCUAAAGAAUAAUGUAAUUAAAUUAAAGUAUAAAUAUUUGUAAUAGAACAUUUUUAUGUAUUAAAUCAUGUAAUUGUAUUCUUUCUC